Phytophthora nicotianae INRA-310 is the source of this 2682-nucleotide messenger RNA. RefSeq lists its product as hypothetical. The transcript has 8 exons. The coding region runs from base 1 to 2682 and encodes 893 amino acids. The record is from RefSeq and is a predicted model, not a curated record. NCBI's taxonomy places the organism in Eukaryota, Oomycota, Peronosporomycetes, Peronosporales, Peronosporaceae.
AUGGCCAAGGAACGGAUCAGCUCGGAGGAGCUGGCGCAGCGCAAGGAGGAGUAUUAUGAACUGCUGGCCACUAGCGACAGCUCCCUUCAAGACGUGCUGAACCAGAGGGGCGGACUGAUACUUGCCCGUGUCGGACGCUACCAGCCCUGGCCAGCGAGGUUUAGCGAGCCCGGGGAAUUCGCCAAAAUGGCGCGAUAUCGCGCUAAGAAGGGCCAGGCGUGUGUCUACUUCUUUGGCAGCAGGAACUACGGAUGGGUCUCGAAAUCGUCCAUCCAGCCCUUCCCAGAAGACCUGUCGACGCUUACAGCGUCGAAUAAAUACAACCAGCAGCACAUCCAAGAAGCGCUGGACGAGGCGAAGCUCGUUAUGGACGUGACGGACGAAACGGGCAAGCGCUUCUUCGACCGCAUCAUGGAGCGCAGGGAAGAGGCGGUAGAUCUGCCGUGUGAGCGCUGUAACCGAGUGGACGACCACUACUCGCUUCUGAUUCUUUGCGACGGAAAGAAUUGCAAGCGAGAGUAUCACAUGAACUGCUUGAGCCCUCCGUUAGUGUCGGUUCCACCCGGAGAAUGGUUUUGUCCAGACUGCGAGAAGGAACGCGAAAAAGAGCGCGAGAAGGAGCUACAAAAGCGUGCAAAGGCAGAAGCGAUGGACAGCCAGGACUCUGUUGCUACAACGGUGAAUGGACUUGAUAGCACUUUGCCAUUGGCGAAGACCCUGUCCUCAAAGAAGACCAAGAAGCACAAGCACAUCUCCAGGGAUGGAAUAGUGAAGCGUCGACUGUCUUCAGUUUCUCCAGAUAGACCAGGUGGCCCAGUAAAAAAGCCUCGAGGCCAUCGUUCGUCCUCUAGGGAAGUCUCACCCCCACCCAGAAAGGACUCAACUAUGCCUAAAAAGUUGGACGGAAGGAAGAAAAAGCCUUCCCAGCUUUCGAUUUCAAGCAGCAGAGCACAGCUCUUGUCCGAUCCUGACAGCGGCACAGCUGACGACGAGCAGCGGUCGGAGGAAAAGUGUUUGAUUUGUGGCUUUGGAGGAGAGCUGAUCGUUUGCGAGUUCGUUGGCUGCACAAAGGUCUAUCACCAGUUCUGUCUCGGUGCUUAUCCAUUUCCGAAGAAUGAAGAUGCGACGUGGCAUUGCCCCCGACACACGUGUGCGCUGACCGGAGAGAAGGAAACGUGUGAAGAUGGCGAAAAAUUGACGACCAAGCUGAAACAUCCAUCUCCACGAAAACUCAGCGUCAAGAACAUGCUGUGGAAAUGCAACCAGUGCCCACUUGCCAUAUUGGACGGAGCACUGCCGCAGCUACCACAAGGGCAGGUUCUUUCCAAGAAGUCACGGACUUUUCUGUGUUCUAAUUGCUACCUCAACGCGCCGUCUAAAGUCCAGCUUUCCAAACGACUAGAGAAGAUCUGGUCGACGAUAGCCACAAAUCGACAGGGAAUGCCGUUCUGUGGUCCCUUGUUGUGUGGAGUUGAGCCGGUGGAUGGGCAGUCAAACGAAUCUCGGACGCAGUUGGAUUUAUUCAAAGUGCUUGCGCGGAUUCGUCGAUUGGAAUAUGAAGACUCAGCGACUUUUUCGAGAGAUAUCGACGAAGUGGUGGCUAAUGCUCUUGAUCUUAUCGCUAACCGCUCAUAUCCAUUGAUGGAGGCAGCAAAAACACUGAAAAUCAUCCGAAACGAGCAGUUUGGAAUCCAUCAGCAGAAACUGAACUUCUUGGACAGUAAAAUCCGCCGCGUACUCGCUGAUCGCGAGAGUGGGCGGGACAAUGAAGAUGACCUGGCCAUCAAGAGGUGGCCGCUUCGAUGGAGACAGGAGUGUGGUCCCUUUGAAGAUAAGUACUAUCCGCGCUUGGAAGCGAAGUCACUGGAUGAGUGGACAGCUCUCGUUUCAGCAGCGCCUUUAUACGCCAGCGCGGACGAAUUUGACGGUCGAAGUCUUGUUGGAGCAUACAUGAGUGACGAAAUGAGUGCAAGUGAAGAUCCUCCACAGGGGCACUUUGGGUCAACGCGUAGUAGGAGCCCGUCAUUAGGCUCCGCGAACGAGUUGUCCGACCCUCCAGCUGCAACACGGACGGAGUCAGGUCUUACGUUAUCGGAAGGAACAGAUGUGAUGAUUGCUCUGGGUGAUCUGUCUAAGCCAGGGACUGGUAUCCAGAAACGGAGAUUUGGUGGCGAGCAGACGAAAGAAUUGGACAGUAUGGAUGCUCGAGAGUUCUUCCUUUCUCCGUCUACUAGCGAGAUGCAGCACAUGUUCGACCAGCAGUCCACUCUUCUCCGUAGCGCAUUAGAAGCGCACUCCACGUUGCAAAGAUCGUGGCUCAUCAGCCAGCAGGACAUGUUGGGUCUAGGCGGGACUGGUGGAUUCUCUGUGGGCGAAGGCCGACUUGCCGCUGAACUCCGACUAGCAAACAAGAAUUUGAGGCAACGACUGCGAAACAAGGACAAACUCGUUGAUCAACUGACUUCGGAUCACAUGGCGCUACGAGCUGAGGUCAUCAACUUACAGAGAGAACUCUCGCAAAGCAAGUCUCAUGCUCGCGAACUGGAAGAUCGCAUUGCCGUUGUGCAAGGGGCCCUUGAAGGGCGGAUUGUGCCUCACCCCGAGAACCAAGAUCCUGUCACGAAUGGAGAUGCCACUGCCACGCCUGAUCGCAAUACGGACGAGGAGCAUUUAUUCGAGUAG